This is a messenger RNA of Vanessa atalanta (red admiral), 618 nucleotides long. RefSeq lists its product as uncharacterized. The coding region runs from base 4 to 594 and encodes 196 amino acids. NCBI's taxonomy places the organism in Eukaryota, Metazoa, Arthropoda, Insecta, Lepidoptera, Nymphalidae. The record is from RefSeq and is a predicted model, not a curated record. Gene Ontology annotation, molecular function: odorant binding. The transcript has a single exon.
AAAAUGCUGCCAAAAUUAACGAAAUUCGCAAAAAUAAUGAUAUUCCUUAUAAUAUUUUCGAUUGUAUUAUUCGUUCGAUCGUUCAAACCACUAACAAAAGAGGAACAAAUAAGCAAAUUCAAUAAAAUGAACGAUGAAGUUGAACCUUUUAGGAAAAAUUUAACCGAAUGCGCUCAUCAAGUGAAAGCAUCGCCGAUUGAUGUCGAGAACUUCUUGAAACGGAUACCGCAAUCAACAAUGCAGGGUAAGUGCUUCGUCGCGUGUAUUUUAAAACGGAACUCCAUAAUAAAGAACAAUAAGAUCGUCCAGGACAAUCUUUUAGAAGCAAAUAAAGCCGUUUAUGGAGAAGACAGCGAAGUAAUUUCAAGGCUCAAGACAGCUACAGUGGAAUGUAAUCGUGUUAUUGAAGGUAUUUUUGAAAUAUGUGAAUAUGCUUCUGUAUUUAAUGACUGUAUGCAUAUGAAAAUGGAGCAUAUCCUUGAUAAAGUUACGAUGGACCGGCGGAUGGAGGCGUUAGGACAAAUGACGACAGAUCCUGAUAUUUGGACGGACGAAGAAGAUGAAAUACUGAAAUUGGUUAGGGAUGAACUUUGAUUUAGCUAGUAUUGUAGAUAAAUU